Molecule: messenger RNA, 1738 nt
Organism: Hylaeus volcanicus
Lineage: Eukaryota; Metazoa; Arthropoda; Insecta; Hymenoptera; Colletidae
Gene: Pop2
Product: CCR4-NOT transcription complex subunit 7
Exons: 7
Coding region: 242-1150 (302 amino acids)
Cellular component (GO): CCR4-NOT core complex; P-body; CCR4-NOT complex
Molecular function (GO): poly(A)-specific ribonuclease activity; nucleic acid binding
Source: RefSeq, a predicted model, not a curated record
CUUCAGGUACUAUGUAGAGGGAAUUGCUGCUUUGAGUUUGGAAACUCGUUUAACCUGUUCGUACUGUGACAGAAGAUUUAAAGGUGCGAUAAGUAGUUUAUAAAUCUUCGUUUUCUAUAGUUAACAAUAAAUCAUCGUGCGGAGAAACGAGCACACAAAGAGUGAUAUGAAGAAGGUAAAGCUGUGACGGUGGGAUUCAAACAUAAAAAUAGCCCCGGUGACGACAAGAAUAUCUAACCUUAUGCCCUCGGCUACCGGAGGAAACAACCCUAUAGGGCAACAGAAGGGUGGGGCGACUAUGCCCAGUAAUGAAGAAUGCGGAAUCAGAGACGUAUGGGGUCACAAUCUGGAAGAAGAAUUUCGAACAAUUCGCCAAGUUGUACAACAAUAUCAGUACAUCGCUAUGGAUACCGAGUUCCCCGGUGUUGUAGCUAGGCCUAUUGGUGAAUUCAGGACUAGUGCAGAUUUCCAGUACCAGUUAUUACGAUGUAAUGUAGAUCUUUUGCGAAUAAUUCAACUUGGUCUUACGUUUCUCGAUGAAUCAGGAAACACGCCUGGUGGUAGUUACACGACGUGGCAAUUUAAUUUCAAAUUUAACUUACAAACAGACAUGUAUGCACAGGAUAGUAUAGAUAUGCUGCAAAACAGUGGUAUACAAUUCAAAAAACAUGAAGAAGAGGGUAUCGAUCCAUUAGAUUUCGCUGAACUUUUGAUGACAUCUGGAAUUGUUCUUGUUGACGAUAUAAAAUGGUUAUCGUUUCAUUCCGGCUAUGACUUUGGUUAUCUACUGAAACUUCUUACAGACCAAAAGUUACCACAAGAAGAAAGUGAAUUCUUUGAGCUUCUUAGGAUAUAUUUUCCGACAAUAUAUGAUGUAAAAUACUUAAUGAAAUCUUGCAAAAAUUUGAAAGGAGGCCUACAAGAGGUAGCGGAACAAUUGGAAAUUCAAAGAGUUGGACCUCAACAUCAAGCUGGAUCUGAUUCGUUACUUACGGGAAUGGUUUUCUUUAAAAUGCGAGAGAUGUUUUUCGAGGACAACAUUGACGACGCGAAAUAUUGUGGACAUUUGUACGGUUUGGGAACAUCAUUUGUCGUGAACGGCUCAGGAGGAUAUCUAGACAGUAAUGGAGAUAACUCUUCGUCUUCGUAAUGUUAAAACUAUCGCAUCUCAGUCGGAACAGAUUAUUUCAUUACAAAUAAAAUGUUAUAAAUAAUGUUUCACUUAAUGAUCAAGCGUAUAGUUCAUAUCCACGAUGUCACAUUCAAUUCACUGCUGUAGAUCACAAACAUCACUUGAUUGAAGAAAAUGAAACUAGGAACAUUCUUUCAUAUUCGUGCAUUUUUUGUAUCCUCGAAUUUGAGUCUUUCGUAGGUUUCUUCUGUGAUAUGUGCAAUCGAUCGAAAAUAUUUACAAUACCGUGCAACUUAAAGUAUGUAAUAUAGUUUCUUUACAAACGUUUAUGACAAUAUUGGUAUAUACAAGCUACAAUUUCAGUACAAAAUGAAAAAAAAGAGAAGAAAAUAAAUCUACUUUUAAGAUUUUUCAAAAACCUCUAAAUAUUGGGAUGGAAGAUCGGUAAAACAUUUAAAGUGAAGCAAAUGCAUGACUGCAUUGCUCUGGUACAUCUAUCAGUGUUCAUAUGUACAUUUAUCAUACGAUGCAUUUAUAGAUCAGUACAUUUUAAGCCUGAUAAAUUUCUUAUAUUUAAUGUUUUAAUAAAUAUUCGAUAAAAUCAUG